GAAGCGACUACCUCGUCACCUCAAUCUAGUCAAUUAUUUGAACUGAACAACGAACGUUCGUUUCACGGAAUCACGAAAAUUAUAAUUAGGCGUAAAAGACACUUGUACUGCGCUAGUUGGAAAUUCGUUAGCGGUCACUUUUCGGAGUUUAUUCAACUGCCAUUAACAGAUAAUUAAUAAUGACUCUGUCAUCAGUGUGGUUAAAUAUUUCACCAUAUUUGGAACAGACAAUUGUCCAUUUUAAUCAAUAAAAUUGCUUGGGAGGGUACACAGUACACACAUUACGAGACUGUUGACAAACUGGAAUUUUACUAUCGCUUUGAUUGAAUGAAUUUAUGUGUUUGCAAGCCUUGAACUGUAACUGGUAUAGCAACGUAACGACCUAACGACAUGGGCGGUUGUUUGACAAAAUCAGAAGGAUCGAAAGUAUCGCCGAAAAAUCAAGCCUCUCCGGAAGAUGAUGCAGACGGAUACAUUGGAUUGGCAAAGAAUCGUUCCUGUACAGAUCUUCCAUUCAUCAUUCUUCUACCGUGUUUCCUCAUCGUUCUGUUUGCCUUACUUGGAUAUUGCAUUUCAUACGGAGACAUUUAUCGAAUAGUAAAUGGCUACGAUGACUGUGGCAAUGUGUGUGGAAUGUUAAAUACGUUUGAGGACUCAGCGUCCGGUUGCAGGGGAUUCGACUAUCGACGGCAGAAGUAUCUGAAAGUUCAAUCAAGUGGAACGACUGAAGUGGAUAAUGGGCAAAUCAAUCGAAUUUGUGUGGAAACAUGUGACGGAAUCGCUGGAUACAAAAAAUUUAUUAAUCGAUGCAUUCCGGAGAAGUCUUUAUACCAAGUAAAUUCGUUCUUCUCCAAAACUGGCAUCUCCGAGUUUUUCCAGGAAGUGUCUGAAGACUUGCAAAUGUGUUGGAGAGAGAUUCUAUACCUUUGCUUGGCUGCUUUUGUUUUCGCCGUAAUAAUCAUGUUUAUGUUCCGCUAUGUCGUUGGUUUCAUUAUUUGGCUAGUGUUAGCUGGUGCGAUUGCUAUCUGCCUCAUAGGGACAAUAGUGCUAUGGGCAAUAUACGGUUCGGAAAAGAACAUGAACUACAAUGAUGCAAUUGGUAAACGCCGAACCAACUCAUUCCUAGCAUUCGCCAUUAUCGCCACAAUAGCAACCAUCGUGAUCAGUCUAGUUGUGCUGGUACUGCGAAAAAGAAUUCAGCUCGUCAUCGCGCUGUUCAAAGAGGCUGGAAAGGCGCUGGGCAACAUGCCACUGCUACUUUUGGAACCGAUAUUGACUUUCAUUGCAUUGGUUACAGUCGUCGGACUGUGGCUGUACUUAGCAAUUUGGAUUGAAAGUUCUGGUGAAUUGAAAAUCGAAAACAAUACGUCGGCUAAGUAUGUGAAAAAUGCCACCAUGAAGGUCACACGAUGGUAUAAUGUGCUGGCAAUGUUUUGGAUGACCCAAUUUGUGAUCGGGUGUCAGCAUAUCGUGAUUGCUGGAGCAGUUGCGUCAUGGUUUUUUACAAGGAACAAAAGCGAAUUAAACUCACCGAUUGCAACCAGUUUAUUAAAUCUGGUCAAAUACCACUUGGGAACGGUAGCCUUAGGCUCACUACUGAUAGCUAUCGUUCAGCUCGUUCGCGCCAUACUCAAAUGGGUGGAGUACCUAACAGCCGAUGCACAAAAUCGCGUCACCCAGACAUUAUAUUGCUGCUGUCAGUGUUGCUUGUCGGUGUUUGAAAAUUUUCUGCAAUAUCUGACGAGGAACGCGUACGUCGAGACAGCCCUAUUCGGUUACUCGUUUUGUACAGCCGGUAAUAAAGCAUUCAAAAUUUUGUCCAGCAAUGCGCUGAGAGUAUUUGCCAUUAAUUCUGUGGGUGAUUUUGUUCUUCUAUUGGGUAAAGCGUUUGUCGUUGCAAUCACUGUCCUUAUUGGCAUAGGAGUAAUUCAAAGCAUGGAUGGUGUACAUCACAGCUGGGUUAUACUGGUACUAGUCGGCCUAUUCGCCUAUCUUGUAUCACAUUGUUUUAUAAGUGUGUACGAGAUGACAAUCGACACAAUUUUCAUCUGCUUCUGCGAAGACUGUGAACUAAACGACGGAAUAUCGAAACCGUACUACAUGUCGCGUAGCCUUAUGGAAUUUGUUCAGAAUUCGAAACGAGCCAUCGACACAAAUGCUAAUACCCGGUCGACCAAAGCGUGGUCAACAAGUGCAACACCACCCCGCGAAGUCAAGACCAUUUCGAGUGGAACGAAUUAGUUUACUGUUUUUAAUGACGCAUAGGGAUGGAAUGAACGCUUCGAAUGAACUUCUUUUUUACGAUUUUCUUUUAGUGUUUGUAUUUAUGUGAAGAGGAAUUUUAACCUUUCUUGUAGGCUGAGCGCUUUUAACAGAGAUGUUGAUGUGUCUAUUGCCUUCAGCUUCAUUGCAUUUUCGUUGUAAAUAAAUCGUUUGUGGUAAUCUUUCACAAGUGGUGGAGAAUUCAAAUCUGGCUUAUUGAACGGUUUUUAAUGGCAACAUUUUAAAACCUCUAAAAUAACUACGAUCAAGCAUUCAGACUGGACCAACGAGUCAUCUGUUAUCGACACCGACGAUAAAAAAUAGACCAGCUCAGAUUGGUUCCGUUAUUAUAUAGUAAAUUCUUUCAUAUGGAAAACCCUGUAUAGUAAAUUCUAUAUCUAAACAAAUGAAGUAAAAGAUUUUGUACAAAACUCUAGAAAGUUGUUUAAGCAAUAGAAGUACAAGAUUUAAUGAUUCUAUAGAGGACUAUACCUAGACAUGUUUGCCUUUUUUAUAAUGUAAGAUAUUUAUUGAUUUUGGGGAGCACGAAAUUAUUGUCGAUUUUACAAUACACAGACGAACUGAAUUAAAU
Molecule: messenger RNA, 2854 nt
Organism: Bradysia coprophila
Lineage: Eukaryota; Metazoa; Arthropoda; Insecta; Diptera; Sciaridae
Product: choline transporter-like protein 1
Biological process (GO): transmembrane transport
Cellular component (GO): membrane
Molecular function (GO): transmembrane transporter activity
Source: RefSeq, a predicted model, not a curated record